Sclerotinia trifoliorum is the source of this 1496-nucleotide messenger RNA. The record is from the annotation of a GenBank genome assembly. NCBI's taxonomy places the organism in Eukaryota, Fungi, Ascomycota, Leotiomycetes, Helotiales, Sclerotiniaceae.
CCCACGAGAACUAGCCUAUAAAAGCCACGGAACCGAUCACAGUUGUAUCCGAUAGUCCGAUUUGCGGGUUGCGACCUAGUGGCUUGUUGAUUUGGUGCAAGUGCAUUGUUGGUGCUGUUUUGAAAUACGGUGUUUUAAUUUAUGCUUGAGUUUAAGGAUGUGUGAAAGGGAAAGGAGAGGGGACGGGAUUGGGGAUUAUGCAGGUGGCGGCUGAGCGGCUGGUUCCGUGGCUAACGGGAAAAGAAUAGUGUGAAAAGUGGAGGCAACGGGACGGAGCAUAGUUCCUAUCCUGUCAAUCUGACAGUUUAAGUGCUGUGUAUUUCUACCGGCAUCAUAGACCUAAUCCAAUUCUGCUUUUACUACCUCCCACAAACUACACCGUACCACCCAACAUCAUGACAUCUCAUUCAACGCUGAAUUCUUCCAUCGCCAUGUCCAGUCCAAUCCUCAUCUCCACACCCAAAUCUAAGCCCACCUCCAAUUUCCGCGUUCUCCCCUGCGAUCCAAAGUUAGAUGGUCCAGCUAUCCUUACUCAGCAAACUGCAGCUUUCAGUGACCCACGUGAGCCAUUCUUCUUCGUUUUAUUCCCCGAGACCGAGGAGACGGAAAAGGCUGUUAGGAGAUUAGUUGAUAUUUGGCUUGGGGAUGAGAAGGCGAGAUAUGUUAAGGUUGUUAAUGAGGAAGGUAUUUUUAGUUUUCUUCCUUCAAAUUCCUUGAUUGUGAGCUUUGCAUUGGUUCAUUAUGGCAUGAUGGUAAUCAAGACACGUGAAUUUGGAGAAAGAUACUAAUGGUGUAUGAAGGAACUCUCAUAAGUGCAGCAAAAUGGCUCAUAAAUACAGAACCUUUGAGCGAGGAACAGAAAAAGGAACACAUUAGUGUGGAUUGGCACCCUGAUCAAGAUUCAAAUGAAUGGGCAGAGUAUCUUAUCAAUUGGAUCCAUAAAAAUCAGAUUAGUCGAACGAAGGGAGAACCAUGCGUUAGUACGUAUCAUUCCUUUCAGAUCCUUUCAAAUCCCAUUUCCCUCCUUGUCCUCCCAAUGCCCAUCCUUUCCCAUCUCCACCCCAGAUUUCUACUCUCUAACAUUCCCCCAGUCCUUGACAUGUUAUCAACCCACCCCUCAUACCAACAUCUUGGCGCCGGCACCCUUCUCAUGCAAUACGGUACCGCGAUAGCUGAUUCCCUCAAUUUACCGGCAUUUGUCGAGGGGACGGCAAUUGCGAAACAUUUGUAUGAGAGUCAUGGGUUUAGAGCUGUGCCAGAUAGGUAUAUUGAGGUUGAGGUACCGGAAAAGUGGAGGGAGAGGGAGGAUAGACCUAAGAUUGAGUAUUUCUUCUAUGAGAGACCAAGAGGUGCGGGAAAGUUGUGAGGGAUAGGGGAACACUGGGGUUGGGGAAGCUGUUAAGUGACAGAAGGGAAAGCGAAGGGGAGUUGGAGGAGGUGAAAUAUGUAUCACUUUGUCCGUCUGUUAGCAUCCAAAUGCAUCCAUUAUUGACAGC